Mustela lutreola (European mink) is the source of this 3693-nucleotide messenger RNA. Its product is annotated as spermatogenesis-associated protein 31E1-like. Lineage: Eukaryota; Metazoa; Chordata; Mammalia; Carnivora; Mustelidae. The coding region runs from base 1 to 3693 and encodes 1230 amino acids. The transcript has 2 exons. The record is from RefSeq and is a predicted model, not a curated record.
AUGGGGACAGACUGUGACCAAAGACUCAGGGUGAGGGACAGCAGGAGCAUUGUGAUGUGGGUGUGGGGCGUGGACGGCCGUGGGGACCGCUCCCGGACCCAACUGCUACAGCGGCAGCUCAUGCCUCCUGUCUCCCACAGCCACCUGGAGAGGCUCUCUGACCAGGGGGGCUUUCACCAGUUCUUACAUCAAGCAGCCCCUGGGCAGGUGCGCCGAGGGGUGCCAGCUGGAGCCCGUCAGCCAUGCAGGGAGCCUCUGCAAGAUGCUACUCCCGCUGUGGCCCCAUCACCUGCCCUAACUCCACUGACGGGGUCUCCUCGGCCUCUGGCCUCCACCCUGCCAGCAGGACCAAUGACCUCAAUUUCCGUUGCUUCACACUCCUCACUGACUACUUCCUGGCUAGUAGAGCCUUUCCUCCCCCCGGAUGGCUUUCCAAACCAGCCACUUGCUCUUCCUCCUUCCCCGUCAUGUCUCCCUCCUUCAGAGGCCUGCACUGGGCCUCUGACAGCCUCCUUGGCCCCAGAGCGGCCAGACUCUCCUUUGACUCUCCCUCAGUGUGACUCAAGGGCACCCCUGCCGUGCCCCAUCCCACAGAGCUCGGCUCCGCACACGCCUUGGUCAGCUGACAGGUCAGCUUCUCCUGUCCCAGCCAUCUCGGGACUGGGCCGCUCACACUGCCCCAUUUCGGCCCUGUCCUGGUGGCAGGCAGCUGCCAAUGCCUGGAACCUGUCCACCUCAACAUGCUUGGAGUCCCGUCAAGCGCCUCUGUCCCAUGGCCCACCACAAGCCUUGUUCUGGGGAGACCCCACACCCAGACAGGAAGAGACUAGGAUCCCCCCUUCCAUCAACCCAGACGUCCAGAAGCUUCUGGAGAUACUCACUGCCAAGAGAAAAGAACUGAGGUCUUGGAGGGAGAAGGACAAGAAAGAAAGGUCAAAAUACCAGCUGACCUCUUUCGGGAGAAUGUUCAAGUCCCCAGGUGACGGGCAGGACACCAUGGGCCGCCCGUCCUUCUGGAGCAUGAGGGGCAAAGCAAAACAGCUGCUUGGUCCUGAGAAGCCCCCACGUCCCAAGAUUCCAAGGGACAAUUUAGAGCAGAAAUGCCUCCAGCUAUUCUGGGGUCUCCCCUUUCUGCACAGCGAGUCCCUGGUGGCCACUGUCAGGGGUGGCCAGGCCCCCGAAUUGAUCGACUCUGAGCUCUGGGAGCAACCGGAUUGGCACCUUUGGAAGAGGCUCAUGAAGCAAGUAAGGGGCCCGUCUUGCAGGAUCCAGCUAUCCCUGGAGAUACAGCCUCACCAAGAGUUCCAGAAGGUGCCCCAGGCACACAGCUGGCACAGUCCCAAGGCCAAGUCUGGGUCUACAAAUGGAAGCUGCCAGGCCACACAGAAGACUGGGUCCAGGUACCCAGGAAGGACCGUGCCAAGAAAAAGAAUGGGCAAGGAUUCAAGGUCCAGUGCAGGGAGGAUCCAGAAAGAUCUACACAGGGGCUCAGCGAGCUCUCCAGAGAAGGCUCCAGGAAGAAAUCGUGAGGAGCCAGACACAGACAUGAAGCCCUCCACAAGCAGCACAGACGAGAAGCUCCUAGAGAAGGACCUGAGAGCCCAUUUAAGGAAGUUGGGGCAGUUCAGAGAGGGUCAGAUGCCUUUGGAUGUUCAUCCUUCCAGGCUUGCUGCCCACCACUCCUCGGACCUUCCCAGAAAGCCAGCCCCUCACGGGAAACCUGGAAAGCCAGCGCUUUCCAAGUGCUGGGAGCCCUCCCACAAUUUUUCCAUCCUCAGUCCAUAUGCUCAGCGGAUGCUAGAAGCACAUAUCAAAAGGCUCAGGGUGAAGCACCGUUGGGGCCUCCCCCUCAAGGUUCUCAAGACAAUAAACCUCUUCAAGUUAAAGAAGGGCUUCCUCCUCUCCCAGUCCUUCCCUUCCCGCUCAGCCACCUGCAUAUCCAAGGCUGGCUUGGGCACCAAGUUCGUGGGAAAUCCUUCUCAGCCCUAUCAAGGAGAGGUGAUGAAAGAGUCUUACCCCACUUGGGGGGGUCCCCUCGGUGUUCCCCAGCCUACGUGUGAGGAAAUCCAGCAGGCUCUGGAAGGGACCUCACCUGGGGGUGGCCCUCUAGCUGGAGAGGGGCCCAGGUCACCUUCUCGGACCUUCACAUACAGCUUUGUGGGCAGAAUCUGGCACAGUGAGACUGUCCCUAGGACUCUUAUGAACAGCAGCUUGGAGUCAAGUCCAAGUCCAGCAAUGGCCACAAAGGAGCUAAGGAGGGUGAAUUGGGGUCGGGCCUCACGGGACAUGACCAUGCUAGAACUCAACUUAGAGCACCAGAAUCUGAGUGCCAAAGAGCCCGGGGAGGUGGGGGACUUCAAGGAGGCCCCUGCCUGGGGAGUCACCUUAGAACCCCGUCUGCUGGCCAACAACCAAGGCCUCCGUGGCAAGCUGAGAAGAUCGGGGUCUGCAGAGAAAAGUGACAGUCCCUUGCAACGUACAAAGUUGGUCACCCGAGACCUCGAAGAGCUACGCCUUGAGGCACGGCGCAGGGGAUCGGAGCCCCAGAAGUUGAUGGAGUCAGAGAACCGGCUUCGUGAUGCCACCCCCACCGUGUGCCUACAAGACUGUGAAACUGGGGUCCUCCUUCAAGACUGUGAGACGGAGAGUCUCCUUCAAGACUGUCAGUCCAACAUGUUCCUUGCUGCUGACAUCUUGGCUUCUCAGGGAUCUCUGUCUAGCUUCCAGAGCAGGUCCAGUGAAGACACAUCUACUUCUGAGGUGCUGCAUGGCCAAAGAUCCCGUGGCCAGAGCCCCCACAGGCAGCCAGGACCCCUGGGACUGGAGCACCAAUGUAAGAGCCUGAGCAGGUCAUGUGUCCCCCCCGUGGAGAUAGAGAGCUCCACGAGGUCCCCCUCGAGAGAGCCCGCCAAGGAGUGGUCAGAAAUGAAGCUCCUCCAGAUCAGUGAGGUGAGACAUCCAGUCCAGAGCAAGGAGUCAGGAGAGGCCUCGGGAAGCAAGGCCUGUGAGAUCUUGCUGAAGAAAGAGGAGGCGCCUCCGGAAAACUACUUCAGGAGAAGGAUGACGCACUUGCUCCAGUGGUUCUUUCCCAGUAAAGGCAGAGGACUGGAAGAUUCCCUUCAAAAGGGCAAGUCUUCAUCAUCCCAGGGCCGGGGACAAGUCAUGGGCAGGUCAGCCAUGGACAGGGCUUCUGCCGAGGCUCAGGUGGUCGUGAGGGCUGUGGAGCAAAUCCUAGAGGAGAAAAUGUUGCCCAACCAGGGACUCAGGGUCCCGAAGGUUGACUGGUGCAAAAAGGAUCUCCAGGCUUCAGCAGACCCCAAUGUCUGCUAUCACAGGGUUCUCUCCUACCAAGAGCAGAGGAGAGUCAUGAGGGAGACAGCCAGUCCACAGGGCACCCCCAGGGGCCACAACUAUGCCAACAAGACCGAGUGGAUCGGGUGGCCCUUCCCCACCAGGGUGCCAGAGUGCCCGAGCAGACCCUGCCAGAACGGGUCCCUGGUAGGGGGCCCUUCAGGCCGCACCCUACAGGCCCACUGCCCCAGGCGCUGCCUCCUUAAAAAAGACAGUUCACCUGGCCAGCCACUGUGUGCUUCUCACGCCUUUCCUGGCAGAACAACUUUCCCCCAAGAAAAAACGCAGACAGUGGAGAGAAAAACUUUUUGUUCUCACAUUAGUACAUCAUCUAUGGGCUAA